Capsella rubella is the source of this 534-nucleotide messenger RNA. RefSeq lists its product as uncharacterized. The transcript has a single exon. NCBI's taxonomy places the organism in Eukaryota, Viridiplantae, Streptophyta, Magnoliopsida, Brassicales, Brassicaceae. The coding region runs from base 46 to 411 and encodes 121 amino acids. The record is from RefSeq and is a predicted model, not a curated record.
UAUAGUCCCAUACGUUAUCAGAAGGAAGAAGUAGAGCAUAAGGACAUGAGUGGCUAUUCCAAAAUGGAUUCAACAGACCAGAAACUCGACCCGGUCGAUCCUCAGACCCAGAAGCCCGAUCCAGAACCUAUCGAAAUGAUCAUACCGAAGCUGAGUAGGAACAGGUCAGUGUCUGCAUCAGGACAAGCGGCUCCUUCACCAAUGAAGAUGUCUAUGAGGAGAUCUUCGUCUGUCUCUGAACGCUACUGUAGAAUCUACGACCAGAGCUCUGCCACAACGUGGCCUCUUCCUUUCCAUGAAGAAGAUGAAGACGAAGAUGGUGAUGGUAAAGAGAAAGUACAGAAGAAGAGCAAAAACAUCAAGAGAAAAGCAUUCGUAAAGGCUUGUAAGCGGUUUUUUGGGAUCUCGUGAAACCUUUUUUUUAUUUUGUUUUCCUCUACAUCUAUCUUCUUCUUAUAUCAUAUAUAACAGAUCUCAUCAUAUUGUUAUUUUUCGAUUAGUCUUAUCUUCUUUUUUCAUGCAUGAAAUAUUUAA